This is a messenger RNA of Pochonia chlamydosporia 170, 2037 nucleotides long. RefSeq names its product tetratricopeptide-like helical. The record is from RefSeq and is a predicted model, not a curated record. Gene Ontology annotation, molecular function: protein binding. Bases 1 to 2037 code for a protein of 678 amino acids. NCBI's taxonomy places the organism in Eukaryota, Fungi, Ascomycota, Sordariomycetes, Hypocreales, Clavicipitaceae. The transcript has 6 exons.
AUGUCGUCGUCUCGGGAUCCGGAUGAUGAAGCCACCAUGGUGGAAAUGGUCACGUCUGGCCGUCGGUUUUACGACGCAAAGCAAUAUAAGCGAGCCCUGGAGCAAUUCACACGAGCCAUGAAAUAUUGCCCUUGCGCUAGAGGCGUCAAACGUGACAAAUGUACGUGCAAAAAUUUUGAAAAGAUUGCUGCCGAAGAUGGAUCUAUCUUUAAAGAAGCCAUGUACACUUGCAAGUGCGAGGUUGGCAAGACUUUUAGCAAAUGCGACAACAAGAAUCACAUUCAGGCGCUAGAUUAUCGGGCGGCCACCUUUGAGGCAUUAGAGAAACUGGACCGCGCCAAGAGAGACGCCGAAUGGAUUUUGGAGCUGGCUCCUCGUCUUCCAGAUGGGUAUCUUCGACUUGGCAAGAUAGCGCGGCUACAAAAGAAUCACGAAUUCGCAUGGAAGAUUUACAAUGCUGGAAUUGAUAUCAACAAAGACAUAGAAGUGGCCUCAUCGCCCAAGCUACAGCAACUUCACAAUGCACGAAAACCACUUCACAAACACUUCUCUAGAAAGAAUCCCCUCCAUUUACCGACGGAAAUUGUCAUGCUCAUAUUUUCAUAUUUGGAAUUCGCUGAAUUACCUCCGUGUUUAGGAGUCUGCAAAUUUUGGAGGCGCACCUUGACAAGCCCAUUACAUGAUCGAUUGUGGAGAACAAUGAUAUUCCCUGGCAGAGGCAUGAAACGUGCUCCACGAUACGAUGCCCUGAAGAAGAUGUUGUCCUGGGCUGGUAAGGGAGGGGCGAGGAAGAUUGUAAUACCACUUCCCAAAGCGUUUCUACUAAACCAACAGAAGUUGAUGCUUUUAUUGCGAGCUUCAACAAGCCUAGAACAUUUGGAAAUUGGUCCGCAGUUUGACAUUCUCGUAUUUCCACCGAACGAGAAUGUGUGGACGAAACUACGGCAUGUAUCCAUCAAUGGUACUGGUGACCCUGCUAAACCGGCUUGGAGCACGCCCGUAAUACCGAUAGGCGGUUUUCCUCUGGCGUUUCUCAAUAACGCUGCUGCGUCAUUGGAGCAUCUGGUACUCACAGGGAUACCAGAGCAAUGGUACAUGACGGACAGCGUGCCUCUACUUCCAAACUUGAAGACUCUGCGGAUGAGCAACAUUUCGACUUUGCGUCAAUCGUUUCCCAUUUUCUUCCUCUCUGAUGCCUUUCCUCGACUGGAACAACUCUGGAUAGGCCCUAACAUCCCAAACCUCGACUCAAAUUCCCUGUUUGGCUGGCGAGAAAAAUGGCACACAAUGUGGAACAAUCUCAAAGUCCUCAUUUUCGAAGAAUCAUCCGUCGUGGGCCCCAUUUCCCAAGUGGAAAACUCGCUGCUCACCCUGCGGCUCCUGACUUGUCUCAACCACGGCAACUCCCUUCAGCACAUCCGCUUCGACAUACCCUUGGAUAACGAAGACCGGCACGGCAGACACCGUGUAUUCAGCAAUACUCGUACAUUAUACGGCGACAUAGACAUACCACAGUACCCCGAAUUUCGAAACCUACACUCACUUACAUCCAAGUCCUUGUGCGUAUCACCAGAUAUACUGCGACUCGUGUUUUCAGACGCUUUGGGCCUUGGCAAACUGCGAUCAUUUGACGUCGUCUUUCCGACAGAAUCUCUCAACGACCGCGUCGGAGACAAGAGCAUCAACCACCUCAAGGGGUGUGAGUGGCUCCGCGGCGCAGCGUCGAUUACAUCCAUGGGCUGUUACAGAUUCCGAUUCCGAACAUACCCGCGCAAUGACGAGGAUCUACCCCUACCUCAAUUUUUAGCGACAUUUCCCAACUUGGAGACGCUGAGCAUUUUCUCGGAACACUACGAGGAGGCUGAAUUUGCAGGCGUAGUGGCAGCGAUUUUGAAAGUGACACAUCUAAAGACCAUUUACACGACGUCGGUGAAAGGUGCGGUCAUGGACCAACUGCGAACCGUGGCAGAGAGUCAAGGUGUCAAAUUGAUAUGGGGACACCAGCCGCAAGCGUGGCCCGUACCCCUGGAUAAAUGA